AUGAGAUCAAUAGAUGGAAACCUGUUGCUUUCCAAAUGGGUUUUCAUUUUGGCUCUGUUCUCUGACACUGUUAAGCUGGAAUUGAGAACUGAGCAUGAAGAAAGGAACCCAAAGCACAGGACAAAUCUGGCUGUUCUUGGAACACAGCCACCUCUGAGAUAUUUUGACUUUUCCCUGAAGACCAUUAAUGAAACAAAUGGCUUUUCAGAGCUGCAAUCUCAUGUACCUUUUAUUGGCCUUACAGACAGCAAGAAGUUAAAUAGACACUGCUGCAAAAAUGGAGGAACCUGUAUCCUAGGCAGUUUUUGUGCAUGUCCAAAAUAUUUCACUGGGCGAUACUGUGACUUUGAUGAACGGAAAAGAGACUGUGGUGCUGUUCUCCAUGGAAACUGGCUACAGAAAGAUUGUUCCCUAUGCAAAUGUGUUUAUGGGACUUUGCAUUGUAUCCCACAAAUGUUUCAAGAUGGUUGUGAUGAAGACAAAUAUGAAGAGGAGAUUCUCCGAAUACUUUCCAUGAGUUCUAAACUGCAGCCAACAGGACAUAUCUGGCUUUUUACACUGUUUACAUUCCAUGUUAUAGUAUGAAAGCAGAAUAGAAAACUUCUGUUUUGUCUUUGUGCUUGUAAUCAAGAUUUUAUUUUUAAUUUAUCUUCAGACUUUUUUUUCCCAUGGGAAAAGUCCUGUAGAAUUGUAAUAGUACUGUUUGGUUUUUUAUCAGCUCUUUUAACAGUCCCAUAGAACUCAAGGGAGACUUCCGCUGUAGGGAUCUACAGGAUG
Malaclemys terrapin pileata is the source of this 777-nucleotide messenger RNA. Its product is annotated as cryptic protein-like. The coding region runs from base 1 to 585 and encodes 194 amino acids. Lineage: Eukaryota; Metazoa; Chordata; Testudines; Emydidae. The transcript has 6 exons. The record is from RefSeq and is a predicted model, not a curated record.